AUGUCUUUCAAAGCUUUCUCAGAGCAGGACCUCUCCUGUCCUGUGUGCUGUGAAAUCUUCAGGGACCCUGUUAUUCUCAGCUGUAGUCACAGUGUGUGUGGAUCCUGUCUGGAGAAGUUCUGGGAGAGCAAAGGAUCCAAAGAAUGUCCGCUUUGCAAAAGAAAGUCUUCAAUGGAUCAUCCUCUUACAAACUUGGCUUUGAAAAACCUGUGCGAGGCUUUUGUUCAGAAGAAAAGUCCAAAAGCUUCAGAAGAGGAUGAGACACUCUGCGGUCUACACAGCAAGGAACUCACACUCUUCUGUCUGGAUGAUCAACAGCCUCUGUGCUUGGACUGUUCUAAGAUACACACCAACCACAGAUUCUGCGCCCUUCAGGAGAAAGCAGAUAACUUCAAGACUGAGCUUAGUGCUGCACUGAAGUCCCUAAAGGAGAAACAGAAGAUCUUUCAAGAUUGUAAACUGAACUGGGACAACACUGCAGAACAUAUACAGAAUCAGGCCCAGGACACAGAGAGGCAGAUUAAGGAGGAGUUUGAGAAGCUCCACCAGUUUCUACGAGACGAAGAGGCAGCCAGGAUAACAGCUCUCAGGAUGGAAGAACGGCAGAAGAGUCAGAUGAUGAAGGAGAAGAUUGAGAAGAUGAGCAGAGAGAUAGAAACACUUUCAGACACAAUCAGAGCCAUAGAAGAGGAGAUGGGAGCGGCGGACGUCUCAUUCAUAAGAAACUACAAGGCCACACUGGAAAGAGCCCAAUGUAAACUGCAGCAUCCAGAGAAGCCUUCAGUAGAACUGCUUCAUGUGGCGAAAUAUCUGAGUAACCUGAAGUACAAAGCCUGGAAGAAGAUGAAGGAGAUUGUUCAGUACUCUCCUGUAACUCUGGACCCCAACACGGCUCAUCCUAUACUCAUUCUGUCUGACGAACUGACCACUGUGAGACUUGGGAAUGAGAGACAGCAGCUUCUAGAUAAUCCAGAGAGAUUUGAUCAUCAGCGUUUUGUCCUGGGAUCGGUGGGCUUUAACUCGGGGGUACACUCCUGGGAUGUUGAAGUGGGAGACAGUAAAUUCUGGGGUCUGGGUGUGAUCAUAGAGUCUGCUAGUAGGAAAGCAAACGUGGACUCCAGGGGUGGAAUGUGGGGGAUGUUGUUUUAUAACAGUGUAUAUGCAGCAGGGUCUUUAAUAGGAAAACGCACCCCCCUCCCAAUACAACACAAAGUCCAGAAGAUCACAGUGAAGCUGGACUGGAACAAAGGAAAACUGUCCUUCACUGACUCUCUCACUAACACACACUUAUACACUGUGAAACAAAGAUUCAUCGAGAAAGUCUUUCCAUUGUUCUAUGUUGAUGAAGACGAUGCUGUUCUUAAAAUAUUACCAAAGUCUAAUCUGUAA
Molecule: messenger RNA, 1389 nt
Organism: Pygocentrus nattereri (red-bellied piranha)
Lineage: Eukaryota; Metazoa; Chordata; Actinopteri; Characiformes; Serrasalmidae
Product: tripartite motif-containing protein 35-like
Exons: 6
Coding region: 1-1389 (462 amino acids)
Molecular function (GO): zinc ion binding; protein binding
Source: RefSeq, a predicted model, not a curated record